UUGAAAAACAGUAAUUACGUAAACCCUUAAAUUUUCUAAAUUUUACGGAGACGUCAACAGAUAUAUCCAAGCGGAAAUUUCCUUGUGAAGUAUCUACCUAUCCCAUUAAUAAUGCAUGGCUGGAGUUAGAUAUAUAGGAGUGUUUCACACUAUCUGUAUAAUCCUGUCAUAUACCGUACGCUUUAUGUUAUCCAUUUAAACGCCCAUGAUCAUAUUUCAUCGGUCGAACAAAAAUGACAGGGACUUGUCGAAUACGCUGUCACUUACAAUUUAUAAGUUACUACCGCGUCAUAUCUGACUGACUAGCACCCUGCAGGUUACGGGAAACAUGCAGGAAUAGCCCAGGCAGAAAGAACAGUACUUCGAGUAGUCGUAGUGAAUUAAUACUGAUGCAUGCAUUUUGCGCUUGGCUGAUAGAUGUAAAGUUCAGUUAGACAGUUUUUCCAUCCCGAUAGAAAGAGAUCUUUCAUUUUUCCAAUACACCAAUAUUCAUGAUACGGGUUUUAUUCAUGUUGUCACAUUCUGCUAUUGAUAUACAGUGAUAUACAAAACUGAGUUUGCACGCAUCAGAUCAGAAUGUGCCGCGGUUCAGUUAGCAUUAAAAUAGUCUCGUCAUUUGUGGUGUUGAUAUUUCUUGCUGGCUCCCCCGCUGCUACAACUAAUAUCACGAUAAUUACGGUUAUAAUUGGACAAAAUCCCAUGUAUGGAUACUAUUCUUCCGGCCCUGUAUUUGAGGUGGCCUUUGAUACGGUAUUACAGGCAUACCCGCAGCUGGCGCCGAAUAUCCACCGGCACAUGAUCUAUAGCGAUAAAGGGAUCGUUGGCUGCGGUGACACCGGAGACAUGAUGCCGGCCAUGGCCGGAGAAGUUGUUAGGAUUGUUUCUCAGACUAAGGGAUUUACGCUGCUACUUUCACCAGGAUGCAGCUUAGAAAUGAUAACUCUUGGAGAUUUCGCGCGAGAAUUGGAUGUUCCCCUUCUUACAAGUACAUCGGCCGACCAAGCCCUAUCCAACCGGAAACGCUAUCCCACUCUGACGACCUUCAGUUCAGCGGGGCAAGGCCAGUGUUCAAGGGCUAUUCGUGAAUUUCUACGCAAGUUUGCUUGGACAACGGUUACGGUGCUGUGCGAUGACCUUUCCUUAUUUCCCAGCGCUGCCACAAUGUACAUUGUUGCUUGCCGAGGAUUUAAGAGUGUAUUAACGGAAUUUCCGGGAGAAUUCCAAAUGUUCUACGAGCAGUUUGACUCGCGGAACAAUCCCAAUUUUAAAACGAUUCUUACACGAGCAAAAUCACAAAGUAGAGUUCUGCUUGUCGGAACCAAUGCGGACAUUAUGCGGAAUAUAUUGGUUACAGCCAGCAAAUUAAACAUGACAGGACGAGACUAUGUCUGGCUGUACCAACAGUCUAUUCAGGUGCCGGAAACGAGCGAACUGACCUGGAAAAUGAAUUCCACUGCCGAUAAGACGGUGUUUGAGGCACUACAAUCGGUAAUCGUUAUUCGAUUCCCUCCACCGGAUUGGGAAUCACUCACAAAUUACAGCAUUUCUGUGGGAGAAGUCUCAAGGCGCCAUUUUAAUUUUACAUAUCCUCCUGAUUAUUAUAAUAAUGACAUUACAUUAUCGGCAUUCGAAGCAGUGCUGGCGGGCUUUGAGGUGCUGAACGAAUCUCAAACAAAUUUAGAUUUUACAUCAGGACGAGAAUUCAGUAAAAAAUUUGUGAGCCGCACUUUCGACUUUGGAUUUCGGAGCACUGUCAUUGGACCAAAUGGAAUGCGCAACCGCGACACCCAUUUUUUGAAAUUCAACGUAGCUAUUGGCGAGUUUGAGGUAGCAUGGUAUCAUACUUGGACCAACAACUCCAUAACCGACGUGUCAUCGCAAGCACACAGCUGGUUUCGUUCCGAUACAUUUCCAUCCAAUACGCCAGCUUGUGGGUUUCGAGAUGACCAAUGCAGCCCACCUCUUUCUGUGACCUUUCCAAUCGUGGGAGCGGUAUUAUUCGUGAUCAUAGUGGCUGCUGCUGUGGGUAUUCCAUUGGGUUACUGGAAAUACGUUCGCCAUCAGGAGCGAUAUUCGAUCUGGUGGAAUCUCAGCUCAAGCUUGUUGGUGAUAACCAAUCCAAAUCCGACAACGGGAUUGAUUAAAUCCUCAAGGGCAUCCAGACUCUCCGGUGCUUCGCAAAACAUAUUUCGUCUGCCGGCGAAACCGCGAGAACCGGUGGUGACCUUUGAUUCCCGACGAGUUUGGGCCUAUACAGUAGACAUUGCCACAACAACAGGAGCGCUGACGGCGAACUCCGAGUUCCGCCAUAUUCUAGCAGAUAUGAAGUCCAUUUCACAAGACAAUGCCGGCACCCUUACGGGUGUCGUUGUCUCGCCCGAGCAGCUGUCGUUUCUUUGGCCUUAUGGGCGUGGUUGCUUACGCCAACUAUUAGACGAUAAGGCCAAUCUGCUAAAUCAGAAGAUACAACUUCGUUUAAUGCACGAAAUCCUUGCAGGGCUUUCCUAUUUACACGCUUCCCGGCUGAAAUGUCAUGGAUCCUUGUCUUCCUUGAGUACCCUUCUCGAUAACCGUUUUGCCGUAAAACUUUCUGGUUAUGCAUCCAAACGCCUGCUUUCUUCCGUUGGUUAUCAGUCUAUUGUAGCCAACCGCAUGGAACUGUUAUGGGAUGCUCCUGAACAGCAUGCUGGUGCUUCCAAAGAGGGCUCAAGAAUUGCAGAUAUUUUUUCGUUUGGUAUUGUGAUGGGUGAGAUCAUGACGGGACUGACACCGUACAGAAUGAACCUAAAAGAUUCCGUUGAGAUAGAAGAAAUGCUGCCGAAACUAGCCAGCCGAACAAGGAUUUCUCCCUUCAAACCGAACGAUAUGGGUCCGCUUCCAGAGAAGAUACGCACGAUUAUGGCGGGUUGCAUAGCCUUCGACGACAUGGAACGGCCGUCCCUUCACACAAUAGCUUCGCGCUUAAAGACCUUUGACAGCGGUGUUAGCAUCGUUGACGACAUCCUUACGCGACUGCAAGCCUACUCUGCACAACUCGAAGCGAUGGUAGCCAGUCGCGCACACGAACUCCUGGCUGAAACGCAGAAGGUCGACUCACUUUUGGGUGAAAUGAUACCAAGCAUCUAUGUCUCCAAACUCCGCAACAAAGAACCAAUCCCGGUUGAGCAUUACAAACUGGUUACCGUCUUCUUUAGCACUCUGGUCGGCUUUGACACAUAUUGCGCUAGUUCAUUACCUCAAGACGUUGUGACGCUAUUGAAUACCGUUUACUUCACAUUUGACCAAACGAUUCUCCAACAUGAUGUUUAUAAAAUCGAAACCAUUAAGGACUCCUACAUGGUAGCAAGCGGGCUUCCUAUUCGCAAUGGUUACCGCCACGGUAAAGAAAUUGCGGAUACAGCGUUGGAUCUCCUGGCGGUAUGGCAUUCAAGCGUGCUAUUGCUUCACACAAGGACCAAAACCAGUUUAGAGGUCCGCAUAGGAAUCCACUCCGGUCCUUGCGCGGCAGGAGUAGUUGGAACUCGCAUGCCACGAUAUUGCUUAUUUGGCGAUACGAUUAACACCGCAAGCCGAAUGGAAAGUCAUGGCGAAGCGUCCAGAAUCCACUUGAGCAGUAGUACCGAAAAACUGCUUCGAUCGGUUGGUUCUUUCGACAUCGAACCCAGAGGAACGGUCAAUAUUAAAGGAAAAACAGCAAUGAUGACAUUCUGGCUAACGGGACACUCGACGGAAGCUGCCUAGUGAUCAUGAAAAAGUUUUUGAAAUUCCAUUUUUUAACAAUUGGGGCUGCACUUGCUGGAAGCGGUAGUAUUAUUUACAAUAAUAAUGUUUUAUGUCGAAGAGGUUUACAGUUCAACUAUCUAUGUGAUUUCAGAAAAAGGCCAGUUUGACUACUUUUCAGCCAAUUUGUAUAAUUCACUCAUUUUUGUGCGAUUCUCUC
Paramacrobiotus metropolitanus is the source of this 3940-nucleotide messenger RNA. RefSeq names its product atrial natriuretic peptide receptor 1-like. Lineage: Eukaryota; Metazoa; Tardigrada; Eutardigrada; Parachela; Macrobiotidae. The coding region runs from base 577 to 3741 and encodes 1054 amino acids. The transcript has 21 exons. The record is from RefSeq and is a predicted model, not a curated record. Gene Ontology annotation, biological process: receptor guanylyl cyclase signaling pathway; cGMP biosynthetic process; protein phosphorylation. Gene Ontology annotation, molecular function: ATP binding; protein kinase activity; guanylate cyclase activity.